Acomys russatus (golden spiny mouse) is the source of this 1567-nucleotide messenger RNA. It is a transcript of the gene Gtf2e2, whose product is annotated as general transcription factor IIE subunit 2. The transcript is spliced from 8 exons. The record is from RefSeq and is a predicted model, not a curated record. NCBI's taxonomy places the organism in Eukaryota, Metazoa, Chordata, Mammalia, Rodentia, Muridae. Bases 87 to 959 code for a protein of 290 amino acids. Gene Ontology annotation, biological process: transcription initiation at RNA polymerase II promoter. Gene Ontology annotation, cellular component: transcription factor TFIIE complex.
UGCGUGCGUGUGUUUGUGCGCGUCCGUGCGGCGGAGCCGGAGGCUCGGAGGCCCGGAGUCGGCGCGGGCUGCGGGCGCUGAGCAUUAUGGACCCAAGCCUGUUGAGAGAUCGAGAGCUGUUCAAAAAACGAGCUCUUUCCACCCCUGUGGUAGAAAAACGUCCUGUGCCUUCUGAGCCAUCCUCCUCCUCCAAGAAGAAGAAAGCAAAAGUCGAACAUGGAGGAUCAUCAGGCUCUAAACAAAAUGCAGAUCAUACCAAUGGAUCAUUUAACUUGAAAGCUCUGUCCGGCAGCGCUGGCUAUAAGUUUGGUGUUCUUGCUAAGAUUGUGAAUUACAUGAAAACACGACAUCAGCGAGGAGAUACACAUCCUUUAACUUUAGAAGAGAUUUUGGAUGAAACACAGCACUUAGAUAUUGGACUCAAGCAGAAACAAUGGCUAAUGACUGAGGCGUUAGUCAACAAUCCCAAAAUUGAAGUAGUAGAUGGGAAAUACGCCUUCAAGCCUAAGUACAACUUGAAAGAUAAGAAGGCCCUGCUCAGGCUUUUAGAUAACCAUGACCAGCGAGGACUAGGAGGCAUUCUGCUGGAAGACAUAGAAGAGGGCUUGCCUAAUUCCCAGAAAGCUGUCAAGGCUUUAGGGGACCAGAUCCUAUUUGUAAACCGCCCUGAUAAGAAGAAAAUACUGUUCUUCAAUGAUAAAAGCUGUCAGUUUUCUGUGGAUGAAGAAUUCCAGAAACUGUGGAGGAGCGUCACAGUGGAUUCCAUGGAUGAGGAGAAAAUUGAAGAGUAUCUGAAGCGACAGGGUAUUUCUUCCAUGCAGGAAUCUGGACCAAAGAAAGUGGCCUCUAUUCAGAGAAGAAAAAAGCCUGCUUCACAGAAAAAGCGGCGGUUUAAGACUCACAAUGAACAUUUGGCUGGAGUGCUGAAGGAUUACUCGGACAUUACCCCUGGCAAAUAGGGAAUAUUCUUAUCCUCAAACAGCGUUGCAGACACAGUCAAGAUCUUCCCUGAUGCUUGGGAUCUGAAGACUUUCUGCCUUCCUGCCUGCUCCUCGGGACUGACAAGAGGAGCAGUUCAGUUUACAGAACAGGAGCGGAUUACCAAACUCAUUGUUUUCAUCCAGCAGGGUAGUGGGGAUGGGUGUUCCUGUUUAACUUUCUGGGUUUCUUUGUUUUAUUAGAAAGACACUUAGCUUGACACUCUGGUGUCUUUGCUAUUUAUACUGAUUUCUAAAUGGUUCUUGAUUUCAUGUUUUCUCUAUUGUUUUAGAACAAGCUGGCGGAUAGUGCUGGAUGCAGUAUUUGUUUAUUCCAAGAGAAAAUACUUAUAAUAAAAUCAUUUGUAGGAGGACCUUUAAGAAGUUAGGAAAUUGACUUUGUCUCUUUUAAGUCUUGAAAAUGGCAGGGAGCUGCUGCAGCCCCUGACUUACCAGGGUGUGUGUUUGGAAUGUGACCAAGGUUGGAGUCAAUGCUGUUGGCACUUGCGUGAACUUCAUCUUUGGAACACAGGGUAUGUCUCUGGUUAAUAAGCUAAGCAAUAAAAUUACACUAAAUGUGAUUGUUAAUG